AAAGUAAAGAGUAUUUUUUUUUAAUCUUUUCCCAUUUUCUCUACCGGCAUUUUUCAAAGAAGAAACAAUGGAUUCUUCUGAGUCGACAAUGGACACUAUCACACAAGACGAAGCCGAACUAUAUGACAGACAAAUUAGACUAUGGGGACUCGAUGCUCAGAGGAGGUUCAGUAACGUUUUGUUAAUAAUGUAAAAUGAAUGUGUGACUCAGGACGUCACUAAUAAAUCAAAUCAUGACUUUUUUUCAGACGCAUCUCAUGUUUUAUUCAUUUUAAUAAGGAAAAUUAUCAAGAUUAAAAAUAUUUUUUGCGGAAUAUUAACAAAAACUAAAAUUGUAUUUUGUGGUUUUAUUUAGAAGAACUCAUAUUUAACUGUGUUCCCUGAAAAUAUCAUAUUUUUGUCUCAUUUUAUUAAAAAGUUAUAAUUAUAGGCAUACAAACAAUAACAAUAGCAAUAUGAAUAUGAGGGUGACGAAAUGUGGAGGAAAAUCCCAUAGUGAAAAAGGGGUUUUGAGGUCCUUACUAAAAAAUUCAUAACUUAUGAACCACUUGAGCUAAAAAGUUGGGUAAUGUUGUAUUUUAGCUUCGGUAAUUAAAAAAAUUUAAAAAUUGUUAAAAAAUAAUUAAAACCAUAUAAAACAAUUUUAAUGUUUAUUCAGUGACAGAAAAUGCGUGUUCAUUUAUCUAUAAUUUAUAAUUGUCAGCCAAAGACAUGAUGAAUUGUGAGAAUAAGUCUACAUCGCCGCCAAAGUAACAACGAUAAGCAAACUCGUUCAAAUAGGACGAAAAAAGAGCACGACUUGUCCCGAAUUGUCUCUUCAGUUUGCUCUUAGCCCGCAUCCACAUAUUCUCAAUGUUCUGUGUGUGGACUUCUGCAUCGUUCGGGUCAACGAAGUUGUGUUGAUGGGAAACAACUGAAUGUUGAUAUAUUCCACCUCCUAUCCUGUCAACUUGCGCAUAAGCUGCGCAACCUUCAGAUAUGAUGUGAGAACCUGGCAAAAUAUGCUGCUGUAUGCAGGCCUGCAAAGUUGCUGCAUUUCUGUUUGGGACUUCAAUCAGAAAGCAUUUUCCACUUUCACGCUCGAUACCUCAAAAACCCAAUGUCCAUCUCGCCACUGGCCUCGAUGGUAUUUCCGGUGAAAGUAUUUAGUCUCAUCGAUUUCAACUACGAUAGAAUCGCCAUUAGCAUCAAAGCCCCCAAUUUCAACUGCAUUUGAAUUAAGCCAGAUCUCCGCAUCCUCACGCAUAAAGUUACACCCGUCUACCAAUGUUGCCUUCUCCCUCACACCAGUUUUACGAGCCAUCUGUUUCUGUGGCAUGUCGCAUGCCCAACAGUACGUCAUAAUAGUAACUUGCCUCAGUGUGAAGAACGAGCCAUCUCGUACAGACUUUUUGAAGCCACACCCAUCACAAGCCCAUCUAUGCCCAUCAAUUCCCUGUGCAUAUCGGUUGAGUGUACACGGUUGUUGACAACGUCCACAAGUUAUUGUGUUUUUGAGCAAGCGCCUUUGUGCGCACCAUUGUAGAGCUGCAAAACUAUUUGUCAAUUGUUGUCCCAAUGUAACCAGUGUCCAAAUCGGUUUAUUUUUUAUGUCCUGAUCAGUUAAUACAGCAUUAGGCAACACAAGAAAACUAUUGUUUUUGGGUCUGCCGGCCAUUUUCUUUAUUACUUUUAGCUAAAAACCGGAAAUACAGAACUUCGGCAAUGAAUUUUUUUUUUAUUACCGACGCUAAAAUACAACAUUACCAAAAGUUGAUCUUGUGUUUUUGUAAACCAUUGUAUGGGCUCUAUACAGCUGUAGUAUUUUUAUAUUUUUAAAAAUGUUUUGAAAUUUUAAUCAAAGUGCCUACAUGUAGUAAUUUAGGACUAGUCUAGUUGAUCUAGUCCGCAGUACACAAAGACAACGACAAUUUCAACACAGGCACAGUGAAUUGAGUGAAACCUGGAUGGAAUAAUUAAUACAAACCCAUGGCACCUAAGCAAAAUUGGAGCCGUUUGCAGGAGGCUAAAGUUGCACUAUUAGUAAUUAGUACUAUUAGUAUUAUGGGUGGCCAAAUGGUCUAAACUGAGCAAACCUCAAGUUGGUGGUCUGGUGUUCAAGUCCAGCAAAAGACCAGUCAAGCAAAAACAUCACCCCGGGUGGAUGUGACUCGUUAACCUUGGUCAGCAACUCAUCUAAGAGAAGGAAACUCUGAAUUCAAACCCGGAGUUGGAGUCCCGUAAGGCGCAAACAAUGACAAUUCCUGCAACCGAACACAUCCCUGGUCAUCUUGACUUAGAGUCUUGCUACUGGAUAUAGUGGGCUCGGACGAGAGAGUGAGGUAGACGCAGCGCAACUCUUCUUCACUUUAAACAAAAUCAUCCGCGCAAGUCAUCAGUCCCCAGACGACUCGAUGGUCCUCGACGGACGAACAAUAAAAAUACUAUUAGUAUUAGUAUACUAUUAGCAGUAGUCUCAGCCAAAAUGAUGAUCAUGCUCCUCCAUAGUCCAAGACCAUACUUAGGCAUACUUUGAACGAAGAAGACAUAUAUAGUAUAUAGUGUCAUUCAUAUAGUCUUGUACUUAUAGUCAUAUGUUGAAAAUAUUUAAGAAGAUUUAUAAAGUAAAACCAUUUACAAACUGAAAGUACAUAUUUUAUAAUAUACUAUAUUUACUAUGAUUUAUACAUAUCACAUGACAUCAGAAUCAUAUUCAUAUUUUCACAUUAUUGACUUUGAAAUUGUACUUACUUAUUUACCUUAAUGCCUUUUUUACCCCCCUGGGACAUAGGCCGUCUACAAGAAUUUUCUAUUUAUUUUGAUCCGGUGCUUUCCUUUCCAGGUGUAUCCCAUACUUUGUGUGUCUGCCUCUAGCUUGUGUCUCCAUGUAUUCUUUGAUCUUCCCCUCUUUCUUUUUCCUUGUGGAUUCCAUGUGUUAGGCCAGUUACGGAUUGUCUGUUGAUGUUAUCAGGGGGUUUGCGGAGAGUGUGCCCUAUCCACCUCCAUCUUUUCCUUAUGAUGCCUUCAGUAAUAGGCUCCUGGUAUGUUUUUUCCAGUAAGUCUUUGUUGGUGAUGUUGUUUGGCCAUUUGAUGUUGAGGAUCUUUCUAAGGCAAGUGUUUAUGAAGGUCUGUAUUUUCUGCAUAAUGUUUGCUGUUGUUCUCCAAGUUUCUGCUAUAUAGGGUAGGACUUUUUGGGCAUUUGUGUUCAAAAUUCUGACUUGGGUUUGCAGAGUCAGCUCCUUUGACUCCCGUAUUUUCUUUAAUAGCACAAAUUCCGACCUAGCCUUUCCAAUUCUAGCCCUGACAUCUGCUUCUGAUCCACCAUUCAUUUCAGUGGUGUUUUCUAAUUAUGUGAAGGCCUCCACUUCUUCUAGCAUUUCCUGCCAAAGAGAUAUGCUCUUGUUUGGCUGAUUUUACCUUCAUGAUCUUUGUCUUGCUUUUAUUUAUAAUGAGUCCAAGCUUUGCUGAAAUGGUGGCUACACCUUAUGUCUUUUGCUGCAUUUGUUGGGACAGAAGUGCAAUGUCGUCUGCAAAGUCUAAAUCAUUCUGUUGUUCCCAGAGUGUCCACUGUAUCCCAUUCUUCUUUUUGUCUGUGGAUUUUUCCAUUAUCCAGUCAAUGGCCAGGAUGCAUAGAAAGGGGGACAAGCCAUACCCUUAAAUAGGAGAUUAAAUUUCUCCCUACUGACUACGGUGUGUAACAGGAAGGUUGCAGUAAUAAUUCUUGGACCAUGGGCCUCCUAUCCUAUCAGUGCCUCUUGUGCCAUCCGUGUCUUCAUGAAAGCAAUUCCUUGCGUGUGUGGACCAUUUUCUUCCUCAUGCCCUGAGUAUAUUAAUGUUGAGCAGUGUGAGUUUUUAUGUUCUCAUUUCUGCUACCACUUGUGCUAAUUUUCCUGUUUCACACAUGGUCCUAACAAUCCAUGAGCCUAUGUUUAUUGCCUUUGAAAGGUGGACCCUUGGCUUUGAGGCUUCCGGUAUAACCUGGCUUUGGCUGCAAGGCUUCAUAACUCUUCUUGAGGAAGAAUAGCCCACUCUUUCAGGGCUGAAAUUGUUUUGUUUUUCUCUUCUUUUUGGAUUUCCUGUUGCAGUUUGUUUUUUACGGGGGAGGUAGCUGGCCUCACUUCAACCCUCCUCCUUUUGCACACAGGCUUGGGACCGGCCAUGGCAGAGUUUUUUCACAUUGUAUAUAAAUAUAUUUAUAUAUAACAUAGAACAAUUAUGAAACUAAGCGAGAUUUUAGUGCACUUAAACAUUCUUAUUCUUUGCUAAAGUAGACCUACUCAACAGACAGGACGGGGUUUGCUUUUAGCUUGUAUUAGGUACUAUAAUACGCUAUAUUCAAUUAGUUAAUUGAAUUUGUUAUUUAUUAUUAUGAUUAUUUUAUUUUUAGACUGAGAGCUGCAACUGUUCUUCUGAUUGGUAUGAAGGGUUUGGGAGCAGAAGUUGCCAAGAAUAUCAUUCUCUCUGGCAUUAAGGCAAUUACUUUAAUGGAUCCAAAUAACGUAAGAUCUUGCCGCAAAUUUAUUAUAGUAUAAUAAUUUAAUCAUGUUGGGCAAUGAUGUAUCUUGUAAAAUAAAUUAUGAUAUUUUAAUAUAUUUUUGACACUUUUGGCACAUGCUUUUUUUUUUUUCUUCCUACACGCUGUUUAUGGGCUUUGUUAAUCGGCUUUGUCAGAAUAAGUUGUCUAAAAACAAGGUCUUCAAUAUUCCUUUAUGCAUAGCUUUUUACAAUUAUCCAUAUAUGCCCCUUUUUUAUUUUUUUAAAGAUUGACGAUGAAGACAAGAUGUCGCAAUUCUUUGUCUCGAGUGCUGCCCCUGGACAAAAUGUAAGUUUAAUUUCUUCAAAUAGUUUUUUCCAUUGAAAGCUCUUAAAAAAGACUGAUCUCUGAUAUGACACGCGUACUAAUAUCAUCCAUGAACUCUACAUUUUGAAAUUUUGUAUUAUUCAGAGAGCUGAAGCUUCUGUGCCACAAGCUCGUCUUUUGAAUCCAAUGGUGACAGUGACCUCAGACACCAGUGAUCCCAGUGAAAAAGAUGACAACUUUUUCCUUCAGUUUGAUGUUAUUUGUGUGACUUGCUCCCCCACAUCUCUGCAGUGUCGCCUUGACAAACUGUGCUUUGAGAAUAAGAUCAAGUUUUUCUCUGGUGACGUUUUUGGGUUUUAUGGUUUCACAUUUGCUGACCUAGGACUUCAUGAAUAUCUGCACGAGUGAGUCAUUUUUUCACUGUGAUAAACGUCUUUUGAAAAUUUUCUUUCUUCCCAUCAUGGCAAGAACAAAAUCUUGAUAUUUGGUAAGGAAACAUGUAAAGAGCCUACGCACCUCACAGAUUAUUUUUCCCUUGGAGAAUCUGACCACACAAUGAUUUACCUAAUGUCUUGCUACACACCAAGUUUAAAACUAACAAAAAAGACUAGGACGACUGUUAAGACUGACAAGAAUAUUUACAUUAUAAUCAUAACUAUUUCCCAUUUAUUUGAUUCAUUAAAAGAAUCUAAUCCAAUUAACCAACAACAACAAGAUAAUAUAAUAAAUGAAAUGUCACUUUGGUAGCCAUUUUCCCUGAAAUGGGGGGCGGGGGGCCUAAAGUCCUGAGUUAUCAGACCAUGUUUUUAAAAAAAAAAAAAGCUUUCCAGGAGCUGAUCAAAAUAUGUUCAUUUUGUUGACUUCUUCAGCUGAAUUCUUUGCAACCUAGGAAUAAUGCAAAAAAUUAUAAUACUCAGAAAAAAAAAUCUGCAGUUUCCAUUUCUGUAAGAUAGUCAUUAUUAGUUUAAUUUCCCAUUUAUUUGAUUCAUUAAAAGAAUCUAAUCCAAUUAACCAACAACAACAAGAUAAUAUAAUAAAUGAAAUGUCACUUUGGUAGCCAUUUUCCCUGAAAUGGGGGGCGUGGGGCCUAAAGUCCUGAGUUAUCAGACCAUGUUUUUAAAAAAAAAAAAGCUUUCCAGGAGCUGAUCAAAAUAUGUUCAUUUUGUUGACUUCUUCAGCUGAAUUCUUUGCAACCUAGGAAUAAUGCAAAAAAUUGUCAUACUCAGAAAAAAAAAUCUGCAGUUUCCAUUUCUGUAAGAUAGUCAUUAUUAGUCUAAAAAUAAUAUUAAAAGCAUGAGUCCUUGUGGGUCAGAUCUCACACGGUUUCAGAGUAUCAUAUUUUUUCAUUUUUUUUUUUUUUUUACUUAAUUAUGUUUUGAAAAGCACUUCAAAUGAGAUUUAUUUAUUUUGACAUUUUUUAGAGAAGUGAAAAUGAAAAAGCCCAAAGAAGGAGAAGAUAACUCAAAACAAACAGAAGAGACAAUAAGUACAAAGGAAGUAAGUAAUGUAACUUGUUCAUAUAUAAUAAGAGGCAAAUCAGAAAAUUACGAUUCUUCUUCUUCUACAUUUUGAGGGCCCACGAUCACUGUAUUGAUCAUUCUGGCUCCUUUAUUAUUUUUCUUAAAAUAAUGUUUGGGGUCAUGGAAAAUGGUGGCUUUGUUUUUAUGAGGAUUUAUAUUUUUCUUUAAAAGUAACAGAUUGCAAAUAAUAAGUUAUACCAUUACCAGCAAAUACAACUCAUAGGCCUUUUUUAAUGACAUUUUUAUUGAGGCAAAUAAUAUUUCAAAAUCUGAUUUUUAGUUACAGACACAGAAAUUUGGAUUUAGAUGUUUGUGUGCUGAAAUGUAGACCAAGGGGGGAAGUCAAUUAAUCAAGAGUUAACUAAAGAAGCUAGAUUGUAGUGCACCAUCCUUUGUGAUUCCAUUAUUAGCAGAGUACAUUUUUAUUGGUUUUUUGUGUGUGUUAAAUUAAAAAUUUUGAUGGUUGCCUAAUUUGUUGACUUGAAUUUAUUAUAACAUUAAAACCAUUAUUUUUCUUUAGAAAAUUGUAUUCACAAGGUUAGAGGAUGAACUCAAAUUUGACUGGUCAGCAGAUACACCAGAAAUGAAAAGAAAAUUGCGUCAAACACCUUCAGCAUUUUUCAUAACUAGAGGUAAUUCAUCUAUUUUAAAGACAUUGUCGGGUUGAGAAAUGAGAAAUCCAGGAUAAUAUGUCACUACUUUUAUUUCAUUUACAAAUUACAACAUUAAGAAAUGUUUAAAAAAGGAUGGGUUUGGACCAGGCAAUGUUAUGAGUGAUCUGCUUCAUGUAAUUAUUGGAUGGCAUGUUAAUUGGCCUGCAGGGGUUAUUUACCUAAGUAGUCAUACUUUGAGAAUAUUACUGUAUCAUAUAUCACUUUGAGAAUAUUAAUGUAUCAUGUAUAUGUUACUGUUAAGCAUAAAUGUUGAAUUUAUGGAACAUUCAGAUGACAAAAAUUAAAAAGCUGGAAUAUUUCUAUUUCUAAGUUUAUGAAGAGUUUCUUGAGCAACAUGGCCGCCGACCUCACUUAAAAACCAUAGAAGCUGACACCAAAGAACUCCAAAAUCUCCGGAUUCAGUUGUUGAACAAAUUGGGUGUUCCAGCUAAGGUUGUACCCGAAGACUUCUUUCAGUGAGUUCGUUAAUCUAAUAUUUUUUGCAUAUACUUAAGUCACAAUUUUUUAAGAUGGUUACAGUGAAGAAAUACACAUGCUUUUCAAUCACCCUUAAUAACAGCCUAUAUAUAUGUACAAUUCGAUGAUAAUUAAUGUGGUUAAAUUUGUGUCAGUCACGUAAAAUAUAUAGUUAUAUUAACAAAAUUUACUCCUCAGAUGCGGCUUUGGUGAGCUUAGUCCAGUCUGUGCUAUCGUCGGGGGUGUCUUGGCCCAAGAAGUUAUCAAGGUUUGAAAUUUAGAUUUUUGAAAAUAGCAUAAUUUUACCCUAAAUAUUUACAACUAGACAUAGCCCGCCAAACAUUGGCGACACCAAUGCGUGAACUUUUUAUCUACUAAAGUUUCUUGACAAAAUCAUGAACUCAAGUUACGCACAUUUAAGAAUGCUACUUUUGCUACACCUCUCCCCCCCCCCCCCCCCCCUUUUCAUGAUUACAUCACUGCACACUUUUUAUUUCACGCCCAUGAACUCUAUAAAUAUAGCAGACGUCGGGAGCUUGUUGGGGUGUGCGCAUGACUGGCAAGCGAGGGUGGUGCAGGAGGGGGGGGGGCGGUAGCUCCACCGCAGUGCGCAUGUCUGGAGACCAACGAUGGGCAGGCAAGGGAAGGGAGGGGUUUGCCUGCAUCUUGCUUGCUCUGGCAUAUCUAUAUAUAGCCUGCAUGGUCGUAGUCUUCUUGUUUGCCCUACUUCUGGCAAAUUAUAUAAUUAUAUAUAUAGAUUGUGUUAUUCUCAAACAGCACGUUAUUGCUUGCUUGAGAAUGUCAACGUCUAAAUGUGACAUAUAAUUUUCUUGUGGCCUGCAAGGGAAUUUACAUUAUGUUUAUGAGACAAUGCUUAAUGAUAAUAUAUGCUAUUAUCCUUUGCAGCCCUACAGGUAGUUUGAUAGAAAAAUGUGGCUUUUUCUUUUGUGCUACUUAAAGAGCCAUUUAUACUUAACAAAUUGUAUAUUCUUAUUUAUUACUAUCCCUCCUAUGUUAAAUAUUUUAUAUAUACAAUCAUAUAUUUGUGUGCUCAACGUGGCAUUAAACUUAAACAUUGCUUGCCUCACCAUGCUUCUUUCCACCAGGUAGAUACUCAUAAUUUAAUAUGUUGUAAAAUUUUUCAACUGUCCUUAAUUUGACUAUGAUGUUAACACUUGUGUGAACUAUAAACUAUCCAACAUUAAAUUACCAGUUACAUAUUUGUCAUUCCAGGCUGUGUCUCAAAAAGAUGCCCCACUGAACAACUUUUUCCUGUACAAUGGUGUCAAUGAUGAUGGCUUUGAGGCAAAAAUCUCUUUAUAAAAUUUAAUUUUUCUUUUUUAAAAAAAAUUUCUGUUAUUUGAUAUUGUUACCUAAAAAUGAUCUUGUUUUUUUUGUUUGCUUUUUUACCAUUGAACAACCAGUUUUGUGAAAUAACAAUUUUUUAUCAUAAUUUUUCUUUCAAUAAAUCAUCAGUGAAAUUAAAUAUACUCUGGGCAUUGUCUGUAAUAAAUUCAAAACUUAAUAUGUCUCAACCAAUGCACGGACUCAAUGUAAUUUAUUUAAUUUGUUGAGCAGAAUUUAGUUUUUUUAUUGUUUUGAUAUUGACAUCAUUGAUAAUACACUAAAUUAUAAAUGUCAUGCUGUUAAGAAAAUAAUUACUUAAAGUUUAUGUUAAGAAAAAUAAUUAUGUUAAGCAAAUAAUUUCUUUAAAUGUUAAGAAAAUAAUUACUUUUAGUUUAUGCUAAAAUUGUUUCUGUGAAAAUAAAAUAAAACUGGUUAAAUUUGCUC
Molecule: messenger RNA, 9221 nt
Organism: Lymnaea stagnalis (great pond snail)
Lineage: Eukaryota; Metazoa; Mollusca; Gastropoda; Lymnaeidae
Source: the annotation of a GenBank genome assembly